Messenger RNA from Telopea speciosissima, 740 nucleotides. RefSeq names its product transcription factor bHLH146. Gene Ontology annotation, biological process: regulation of DNA-templated transcription. Bases 16 to 681 code for a protein of 221 amino acids. The transcript has a single exon. Lineage: Eukaryota; Viridiplantae; Streptophyta; Magnoliopsida; Proteales; Proteaceae. The record is from RefSeq and is a predicted model, not a curated record.
UCCAUUGCUUAGAUGAUGGAAGGAGAAACAAGUAAGCGAAGGAGGGUUUAUUCAUUUGAACCCAAUACUGUACUACGUGUUGUUUUCUUUCACAAAUAUGUGAAUUAUUUGUUGCCAGCACUAUCAAAACUCAGUAAGAAGAGAUCUUCAGAUGUAAAUGAAGAUAUAGAACAUGAGAAAAUGGUGAGGUUUGAAGUAGAUUUGGCUCUUGUACUCUCUGCAGAAAGCUUUAGAUGGAGUCAUGCCCUAAAACACAAGCUCUCGAAAGAAAAAGGCGUAAAAGAGAUUCAAAGUAGUCCAAUUACAACCUUCCCAAACUUCAUUAGCCUUCUGCAAACUUAUAAGUACUACAAUGGCGGAUCUAUCAUCAUUGGAGAAAAUAUUAAAGAUGGUAUUACACCAUUACCUCUCCUUAUAAGGUCUUUAAUUCCAAAUGGUGGGGGUAAUUCCAAAAGUUCAAAAAAGACCAAAAGAGAAGAGUGGAGAAACAGAGCAAAGAGAUCAGUAAAAGAAGUUGAUGAUGAAGAAGAUGAUAAGUUGAAGUGUCGUUUAAAAACUCUUGGAAAGCUUUUGCCUGGUGGAAAUGAGAUGGGAGUAUGUGAGUUGCUUUCAGAGGUUGAGAGCUACAUUGUUUGCCUUGAGUUGCAGGUGAGUGUUCUUCAAUCUCUAGUUGAUAUGUAGUGAUGAAAUUUCUUUCUUUCUGUGGAAUUAUUAGGAUUGUACCAAGGAGUAAAGCCAGC